UUAAUCAAUUUAUUUUAUUUUCAGAACUAUUGAAAGCAGAGUUUAAAAAUAGGGACAUUUAUUCGUAAAAAUGUCUAAAACUGACAAGGGGCAUGUGUCCUCUAUGUAUAAACUAGUAGUAGUUGGACCAGGAGGAGUAGGCAAAUCAGCCUGCACAAUACAAUUCAUACAGAGUUAUUUUGUAACUGAUUACGAUCCUACAAUUGAGGACUCCUACACUAAACAAUGUAUUGUCGACGAUAAAGUUGCGAAGCUAGACAUUUUGGACACAGCCGGACAGGAGGAGUUUAGUGCCAUGCGGGAACAGUAUAUGAGAUCAGGUGAAGGGUUCCUAUUGGUGUUCUCUCUCACUGACCGAAAUAGUUUUGAAGAAAUUUACAAAUUCCACAAACAGGUUCUACGAGUAAAGGAUAGAGACGAGUUUCCCAUGUUGAUAGUAGGGAACAAAGCAGAUCUCUCAAACAGACAGAUAAGCCAAGCAGAGUGCGAAACAAUGGCCAAACAGCUGAAAACUCCUUAUAUAGAAUGCUCAGCAAAACUCAGGAUGAAUAUUGAUCAAGCUUUCUUUGAACUCGUAAAACUAGUCAGGAGGUUCCAGGCUAUUGAAAGAGCAGCUCUAGAAGCAGAAUCUGGCCAAAAGAAAAGAAAGAAACUAGAUUGUUCUAUUCUUUAAUAAGAUCUUUAUUCCACACUUAAUCAGUCGAAAGUUUUAUUAAUCAGCUGUUCACUAAAUUAGUUAAAUUUUGUUUCCUUUAUUAAUCAGCUAAAUGGGCUAAACUAAGUCAAUUGUAUUCUCUAAUCUCUAUCCUUUUAUUAUCUGCCAAUUUUAUUUAGAAAUCUGGUGUUUUUCAUUCUUGUAUUGGAUGUUUGUUUUUACAACAGCAUUCAGCAGACUUACUAAAAUCAAUUAAUCAAGAAUAUAUUGUGAAUUAUCUAGCACACAAUUAUGCGCAAAUUGUGCAAUGAGCUGUCAAGAACACACAAGUUUUUGAAAAUAAGAUGUCGUCUAUUGGGAUCUAUUUGCCCUUGCAGUAUUAGAGAGAGAAUCUUUAGAACUGUAGAUGUGUGAUAUUGAAUGCUGCUUCAACACAUGGAAAAUUGACACAAAACAAGGGGUGUAUACAGGGUGAGUCAAAACAAGGAUAAAUAGCGAAAUUUUGCACAUAAUAAAUCAUUUUUUUGGUAAUCUAAUUUUUGACAAAAAUGUAUAAAAUUUUUGAAUUUUUUAAUCAAAAUUAGAUGUUUAGAAAAACAAAAGAUUGGAAAUAUAUUAUUUCUAUCAGAUCUUAAAAUCUUGAACAGAUCAGAUGAGCAGUUUCGGAGAAAAUGCGAGAAAUUGAAUUAAGAAAAUCCGCAAUUCAUUUUUGAGUAAAACCAUAUUGAUGAUUUUUUUAUCUUUUCAAAUUUCUUUUUUUUAAUGAAUUUUUGAGAAGAAUGUCGAAAUUGGAAUAAUAGGAAAUUAUACAUAAUAAAGUAAAUCAUUAAAAUAUGUUUAUUGCGGAUUUUCUGAGUAAAAUAUAGUUUCGCGGAUUUUUUAAAGGGUCUAUCAAAUUUUCUAUGAAAAGAUCAAAUUAGAAAAUAUCAUACAUAUUUGUCAAAAAUGAGAUUACCAUAUAAAAUCCUUUGUUAUAUGCAAGAUCUCGCUAUUCACCCUUUUUUUUUGACUCACCCUGCAUUUUCUCCAAAAUUAAUUUCCCCCUUAAGAAAACCGUUUUCCCCCAUAAGUUUUAUAUACUUGCACAUUUUUUGGGGUUCCAUUCUCUGAAUUGGGGAAAUAAAUAAAUUUGUGGUCGGGUAAAAAGUAUCAAAAAUCUUGCUGCUUGAUAUCCAAUUUUUCAAUUAUUCCGUCUAAUCAAAAGUAUUUUUUUGUUAAUUCUGAAAAAUGUACAUCUCUCCACACAAAAAAAACGCUCCCAAAAGUGGCAGGAAGUCUGUAAAAUUUUAACAUAAAUUAACAUUUCAAAGAAAUUAACAAAUUAGAUUUAAUCAAUUUCCAUGGCUUGCUAAACAUUCUAAAUUAUUGGUACACUUUAAAGGUCCAGCUUAAACUUUAUUUUGCAGAAAACCAUGUACAUUGUACAUAUGUACAUAUGUACAAUGUACAUUGUAGAUUGUACAUUGUACAUAUAUACAUUGUACAAUGUACAUAUGACAAUGCUUAUAUCGUACUUUAGAACACUAGUGUAGUGUAUUUCUUAUUUGAUGAUGCCCUUCUUUAACAACUUUUCCCUCUUUAUUUGUGUCAUCCGUCCUGAUGUGAUAAUAACAUUGAUUAUGCCCUCCCCCCCUUCCCAUUAAUUUUUAUAAACAAUUUAAUAAUUCCUUUUUCUAAGUGAAUAUUGCGAUUUAUAGUUUCUAAGUGAAUCUCACGAAACAAAAAAUUUCAAAACCCGUCAUGAUCCAUAAAAAUAUUUUAAACUUAAUGAUGCGUUUUAUUUCUGGUUUUCCUUUCUUCUUGUUAAUUUUUCUUUUUUGUUUAUUUCGUACUAAUUACCAGAUUUCAUCACGAAAGUUCGGUUGCCAUUUUUACCAUGGAUUCAUUUUUACAGCGUUUUCGUUUUUUAAUAUUUUUUUUUUAAAUGGAAUUCUGAACCCUAGAUUGCAUCUUCAUAAAUUUUGAUUCUAGUCCUGGAAAAUAAUUUUAUUUUUCAUCUGUGCUUUACAAAUUCAUGUAUUUGAAAAAUUAACUUAGCAUAAACACUAAAAAAUUCAAAAGACUUAAAAUUUUUUUAUUUCAAUAUGAAAAGUAUGUUCACUAAAUUUUCAUGAUAACCUAUUAAAUGUGUAAAACUAAAUGAAAUGAUGUUAUUGUAAAAAAAACCAUAAUUCCAAUGUUGUGCCAUAUCAGUAACAAAGAGCUAAACUAAAUUAAAUUUGUUGAGAACGAUUUGACGAAAAAAAAACAUAUAACUGUGAAUUAUCUAACAAUAAACAAUCAGAAUCUGAAAUAAUAGUUUUGAGGUGAAUUGUGAAAAUGAAUGUAUAUUUGUAUACUGCAUUUGUACUGUACUGUACUGUACUGUACUGUACUGUACUGUAUUGUAUUGUACAGUACUGUACGUCUAUGUAAGCUAAAUGGUAUGAUGGUUGAAAAAUAAUAAAUCUAAACUAUAUUAACAGUCAA
Eurytemora carolleeae is the source of this 3124-nucleotide messenger RNA. RefSeq names its product ras-like protein 2 (gene Ras64B). Lineage: Eukaryota; Metazoa; Arthropoda; Copepoda; Calanoida; Temoridae. The coding region runs from base 71 to 673 and encodes 200 amino acids. Gene Ontology annotation, cellular component: plasma membrane. The transcript is spliced from 8 exons. The record is from RefSeq and is a predicted model, not a curated record. Gene Ontology annotation, molecular function: GTPase activity; GTP binding; GDP binding. Gene Ontology annotation, biological process: signal transduction.